Molecule: messenger RNA, 417 nt
Organism: Soboliphyme baturini
Lineage: Eukaryota; Metazoa; Nematoda; Enoplea; Dioctophymatida; Soboliphymatidae
Source: the annotation of a GenBank genome assembly
AUGAAGGUCUUUGCUGACCUCCAGGCGGCAGGCCAACCCUUUCAAAAUCCGCAGCAUUCGGCGCCAGCCUCGAAGGAACUUCAAAAAUGCUUCUCGAUGACCGAUGUGAAGUUUGUUAUGUGCUCGAAAGAAUUACUGAACAAAGUUCGUGCCAGUUCAACGCAUAGCGGUUCCCUUGUGCAGAAAAUAUUUGUGAUGGAUCAAGAAGAGAUCAACAAUAAAUUCGGCGAUACCAUUGUGGCGUUGAGCGACUCCGACUUCAAACGCAACGCAGCUGUUCCCCUACCGAAGAUUCGCUUCACCACUCGUUUGGAUCCGGCACUGCUUCUCUUCUCCAGCGGCACGACGGGCUUUCCAAAAGCGGUUAUGAUUUCCCACUACAACCUGAGUGCCUCGAUGGACUCUGACAAAGCGUAA